Messenger RNA from Ooceraea biroi (clonal raider ant), 2588 nucleotides. It is a transcript of the gene Atf6, whose product is annotated as bZIP_ATF6 domain-containing protein ATf6. Lineage: Eukaryota; Metazoa; Arthropoda; Insecta; Hymenoptera; Formicidae. Gene Ontology annotation, molecular function: RNA polymerase II cis-regulatory region sequence-specific DNA binding; DNA-binding transcription factor activity, RNA polymerase II-specific. Gene Ontology annotation, biological process: regulation of transcription by RNA polymerase II; endoplasmic reticulum unfolded protein response. The record is from RefSeq and is a predicted model, not a curated record. Gene Ontology annotation, cellular component: nucleus.
GAGUAGAGUUUUCGAACGCAGCCCAGCACUCCCAUUCACGGUAUUGAAAAGUGUAUCCAACAUCUUCGAUAUUAUAUAGUCAAAGAUAACUAUAUAAAUAAAGGGAGACCCAUGCGGCAAGCUUUUCGGUUCGUCGAAUAAAAUAUGCCGAGCAUAGAACCGGGAUGUCAACAAAGCACUGUAAGGGUACCAGAUGCAGAGAUGUUCCCAUCCGACUUUUUAGGCACCGAUUUUGCUUGCUCUAAUGAUGACGUGUAUGGAAUAUUCAGUAGUAAACUAGGAAUGGCUCUAGGAAUGGAAGAAAAAGAGAUGGCAACAGAGACAUCGUCUUUCCCAUUGUUCGAAGAGUUAGAAUUUAAUCUAGAAAAUACUUCAGAAUCUGAACUUGAAGGAAUCAGUGAAAUAAAAAAUGAAAUUAAAUCAGAACCUGAAAGUCCUCCUGAUGCGCGAUAUACUUUUAUGUCACCUGUUAACUUGACAUCAACCGUUCAUUUAGAACCUAGUGGUGAUUCAAAUGGACAAAUUACAAGUUUGGUACAAGAUGUCUCGGAUUCAAUAGAAAAUUUCAGGUUCAAUGCACCACUGCUCCCUGCUCUACAGUGUACACUCUCGUCACCGCAAUCAUCUCAAGCUUCAUCGUUCGCGUCAAAUGCAAUGCAGCAGGUUAAUAGUAUACAAAAGGAUGUAUCUGUCAACCAGCACAAUAUAAAGCACGCAACUUACAGUCUUGCGAAAGCAGAUAAUGCUGAACACAGUUUUAUGUGGCCUGCAGAUAUUGGAAAAGAUGGUAAACAGCACAAUGUGAUCACUUUUCAAAACUGUGCAAAGGUAAUGAGAUAUACAAAGCCAGAGCAAAUGUUAUCUUCUCGAACAUUAUCGGAAACUGAACCUAUUAGUACACAGAAUUCAUCAAGUUUUAUGCGUGAAUUGGAGGGCAAGCAGAGUGAAACCAAGAGUACUAUGUUUCCACGCAAUGUAAAAAUAAUCAAUACUAUGUCAAACAUUCGUCCGGUGAACAUUGCCGAGUCUGUGGUUGCCCCUAGCAUUCUGAACAAUGAUUCCGUACUAUGUAAUAUUGUUCACGAUUCCAUAAGAAAUAAUAUACCAUUUCCAUUAAUGCAAAAUAAAACAAGUUCCAGCCCACUAAUUAUGAAAUCGGAAGCAAACGUAAAUUUACCAAAAGAGGAUGAGGAAUAUAGAUUAAAAGCAUACAAGAGACAACAAAGGAUGAUAAAGAACAGGGAAUCUGCUUGUCUCUCGCGUAAAAAGAGAAAAGAAUACGUAUCCUCUCUGGAACGACAGGUAUCUGACUUGAAAGAAGAGAACAAGCAGCUAAAAUUGGAGAACGACAUCUUAAAGCAGAAAUUAAGGAUAGAAAUGAAGGACAGUAUUAUAUGUGAAAAUGACAAAUCUGGUAAUUCAAGUUUGGGGUCAUUACUGAAAACUACUUCAAGGAAACGCUUUGCUAUCUUUCUAUUUUUGGCCUUCGUAAUAUCCAUCCAUGUUAAUUGCCGUAGCGGAUCGUUUUCACAGGAUUUACAGUUGAAAACUAAUCCCGAUAAUUUGCAAAUAAUUAUGCCAGACAUUACGCAUAAUGUACACACGAGAAGAUUACUCUGGACGGUUGAUGGAAAUAACAGUAUGAAUGAUCAAAUCGACGAGAAUUUUAACAAGAGCAUACCAAUACAGCCAGUAUGCCCAAUGUAUAUCAAUCAGAGCGAGUCUAUACGUCUAGAUAGUGAGCUAAGACGCUGGAUCGAUGGUGAAUCUGAUCAGGAUAAUCGGACCACGUUAAAAGAAAUGAAAUUAACGAAUAUGUCGAACGUAGCAUUGUCGAGAUCGUCGUUGGAAGAAAAGCCGAAGAGAAGGCUGUACUUACCACGUGACAGAAAACUAAAGACUAUGCAGAAAAUGAUCGAUGUUCAUGAUGUUGAUGAUCAAUAUUCAAACGACAACGCGGUCCAAGUAUUUUCUCCGAUAUUGAGCAAACACGCUUCUCUGUUCGAGGCUUUAGGGAGGAAAGACGAUACGUUCUACGUCGUCUGGUUUAGUGGCGAGCAUUUGCUUUUGCCAGCUUCCCGGAAGAACGACACAGCUAGGCCUAAAAUGUCUCUAGUUCUACCUGCUGUGUCGAUAAAUGGCACUUUUUCAACGCCACCUAAUCAUAUAACAAUGAUGCAAAUCGACUGCGAAGUAACAAAUACGCAAUUGUUGCAUUUGCAACAGUCUAUUAUACCUGUUCACUUACGAAACGGUAAAUCCACAAGUCAAUCGGACCGAUCUCACUCCGUUGAGGACAUAGUUGACCCAUCCGUGGCCAAUCUUACUAGAAAUUACAAACCGUAUUUUAUGCGGGAAGCAAAUCGAAAGCAACGAUAUAGAAAAGAUAUCGCGUAACGAGUAUGAAUCGUAUUAGGGACCUUGAGAUUUUGAUCUUGAGUUUUCUUUAUUAUCACAGACACAAUUCACUGUCGUACUACAAAUUUAAGAAAACUAUCAAAUGAAAAUUGUGCUAUUUGAUGUUUUCAUCUUGCUUUUUUUCUUCCUAUCUGUGAUAAAAUACUUUAUUUAAUUAUCUUUGAAUAAAA